UACAACGUUGAAAGUCUCGAGAGCUUCCCUCCUUCGGAAGGAGAUAAUCGAUACAUUGGCUCACCGGAGAACUGCUCUGGUUUGAUCCUCUGAUUUUCAAUGGUGAAAAGCUUACAGGGCGGAGGGCAAAACCUCCCGGCAGACGUCACGCAGGUGAUUGAUCAGUUGGAGCGCCACUGCUUGGCUCCCGAUGGAUCUCUCGUCUCCAAGCCAGUCCACUACGAUCUACAGCUCGCGAGAGAAGAAAUGUCGAGGGAAAGAUUGCGUUAUUUGGAAGCCAUGGCAAUCUACUGUGAAGCAAUUGCGAUGGUGGAAGAAUACCAACAGGCUGUUUCAAUGGCGAACCUUGGAGGAGUUCGAGAUGUUCAGGCUCUUUACCCACAACUAGGCUUGAAGAAUUCGCCUCAGGUUUAUGAGACCCUUGAGCAUCGAAUGGUUGUGGCAGAAGCAUCUCAAAGAUUGAGGCUUCCUCUUAUAUCAAAGGACGGUGAAAUCCAGGAGGACGAGAUUGAGAAGUGGAGUGUAGUAUCUCGAAGUUCCCUUGAUAGUACAAGUACCGGUAUCACAAUCAGCUCAACCGCUAAUUCAACAAAUUAUGCAAGUGCUAGCAGUACUGGAAGCAUUGUGAACAAUAGUUCAUUAAACUCAACUGAUACUGCAGAACCUGGAGUAGGUGGUGUUCCCAAUCGCUUUCUUGGAAUCACACCUGCCUUUUUAUGGCAAACACAACUCCAUCAAACGCCUUCCAUGGAUAUGACCGAAUAUCAAAAGGCUCUUUCCCGUGAGAUUGAUGCUCGUUUGAAGACUAAAUGUGAUAAGGUUGCCGAUGCUUUUGUGAUGGAUGAUAUUGAGUCAUCAUCUGGUCAUCAUAGCUCUAGUGCUCGGCUUCCAGAGAGGGUCAAGUUGAUCAUUGAGGAAAUUGAAAGGGAAGAAGCAGCUUUACGGCAAGAGCUUUACUCGGCAGAUAGAAAGUUCGCUGAAUAUUACAAUGUUCUUGAGCAGAUCUUGGGAGUACUAAUUAAGCUUGUCAAAGAUUUGAAGCUGCAGCAUCAACAUAAAUAUGACGAUCUCCAGAAAACAUGGCUGUGCAAAAGGUGUGAGACCAUGAAUGCGAAACUGAGCGUUUUAGAGCACGUUCUCCUGCUAGAAACUUACACUCAGGAAUCUAUACCAGCCCUUCAUAAAAUAAGAAAAUAUCUUGUUGAAGCUACAGAGGAAGCUUCUAUUUCUUAUAACAAAGCAGUCACUCGUCUCCGCGAGUAUCAAGGUGUAGACCCUCAUUUCGACACAAUUGCGAGGCAGUACCACGAUAUAGUGAUGAAACUUGAGAAUAUGCAAUGGACAAUUCACCAAGUUGAGAUGGACUUGAAACGCUUGCCAGAUCAGUCAAGUACAUGAAAUAUUUUACAUAGAGUUUGAUUCUUUUGUCUGUAUUGCUUCUUUUUAUUGUAUUAUGAUUUGCUUGAAGUUGAAUCUUUAUCAGCAGCCUGUUCAUAAUGUAUUCUUUUGCCCCCCAACUUUUGUCUUCUCAAAUGGUUUGUUUAAGUUAAUCUCUCAGCCAUUCUUCUAGUUCU
This is a messenger RNA of Benincasa hispida (wax gourd), 1574 nucleotides long. RefSeq names its product HAUS augmin-like complex subunit (gene AUG4). Gene Ontology annotation, biological process: spindle assembly. Gene Ontology annotation, molecular function: microtubule minus-end binding. Gene Ontology annotation, cellular component: HAUS complex. Lineage: Eukaryota; Viridiplantae; Streptophyta; Magnoliopsida; Cucurbitales; Cucurbitaceae. The record is from RefSeq and is a predicted model, not a curated record.